This is a messenger RNA of Octodon degus (degu), 3697 nucleotides long. RefSeq names its product GTP binding protein 1 (gene Gtpbp1). The record is from RefSeq and is a predicted model, not a curated record. The coding region runs from base 305 to 2314 and encodes 669 amino acids. Gene Ontology annotation, molecular function: translation elongation factor activity; GTP binding; GTPase activity. The transcript is spliced from 12 exons. Lineage: Eukaryota; Metazoa; Chordata; Mammalia; Rodentia; Octodontidae. Gene Ontology annotation, biological process: translational elongation.
AGGUAGGUAGCGUGGACACCCUGCUGCCAGCUCCAGAUCUGCGACCGAGCGCGUGACGUCUCAAAUAUUUGUUGUUGGGAGGUCUGGGCUUCAUUAAUUAUUCAUUAGGUACUUUUAAAGGCUUCCCCGAUUGGUGGCUGAGAGGCCUGGUCCAGUGUGUCUUAUCGAGAGAUACGUGUCACUGUCUACUAGACCAAAGAAGCUCUAUAUAAAUUAUUCCAAUAAGGAUGGGGCGUGGCUACGCAUAGAUUAGUCAAAUGAGCCGGGAGGGCAGCCGGCUGCGAAUUAGCCUAAGUUAUUAAAGAUGGCGGCGGAGCGAAGUCGCUCCCCGAUGGACUCGCCGGUGCCGGCCUCUAUGUUCGCCCCGGAGCCCAGCUCCCCCGGGGCUGCCAGGGCCGCGGCAGCCGCCGCCCGACUCCACGAUGGCUUCGACUCGGACUGCAGCGAGGACUGCGAGGCGCUCAACGGUGAGCCAGAACUGGACCUCACUAGCAAGCUGGUUCUAGUGAGCCCUACAUCAGAGCAGUAUGACAGCCUACUUCGGCAGAUGUGGGAGAGGAUGGACGAGGGAUGCGGAGAGACCAUAUAUGUCAUUGGGCAGGGAUCAGACGGGACUGAGUACGGGCUGAGCGAAGCUGAUAUGGAGGCUUCCUACGCCACAGUGAAGAGCAUGGCGGAACAGAUAGAGGCUGAUGUCAUCCUGCUGAGGGAGCGCCAAGAAGCCGGUGGCCGUGUGCGUGAUUACCUGGUUCGAAAACGAGUAGGAGACAAUGACUUCCUGGAGGUCAGGGUAGCGGUUGUGGGCAAUGUGGAUGCUGGCAAAAGCACACUUCUGGGAGUCCUGACGCAUGGGGAGCUGGACAAUGGCCGUGGCUUUGCUCGCCAGAAGCUCUUCCGCCACAAGCAUGAGAUUGAAUCUGGUCGUACCAGCAGCGUAGGCAAUGACAUCCUGGGCUUCGACAGUGAAGGCAAUGUGGUAAACAAGCCUGAUAGCCAUGGUGGGAGCCUGGAGUGGACAAAGAUCUGUGAGAAGUCCACGAAGGUGAUUACCUUCAUCGACCUGGCUGGCCACGAGAAGUACCUGAAGACCACUGUCUUUGGCAUGACAGGCCACCUGCCUGACUUCUGCAUGCUCAUGGUGGGUAGCAAUGCUGGUAUCGUGGGGAUGACCAAGGAGCACCUGGGCUUGGCAUUGGCGCUCAAUGUACCAGUCUUUGUGGUGGUCACCAAGAUUGACAUGUGUCCUGCCAACAUCCUGCAAGAAACACUGAAGCUGUUACAGCGCCUGCUGAAGUCUCCAGGCUGCCGAAAAAUCCCCGUGCUGGUGCAGAACAAAGACGAUGUGAUUGUUACAGCCUCCAACUUCAGUUCUGAGAGGAUGUGCCCCAUAUUCCAGAUCUCUAACGUUACAGGCGAGAACCUAGAUCUGCUGAAGAUGUUCCUCAAUCUCCUGUCCCCCCGCACCAGCUACAGGGAGGAAGAGCCUGCCGAGUUCCAGAUUGAUGAUACCUACUCUGUCCCUGGUGUGGGGACAGUGGUGUCAGGAACAACACUGCGGGGCUUGAUCAAGCUGAAUGACACACUGCUCCUGGGCCCGGAUCCCUUAGGGAACUUCCUAUCUAUUGCUGUCAAGUCCAUUCAUCGCAAGCGCAUGCCUGUCAAGGAGGUGCGUGGGGGCCAGACGGCCUCCUUUGCACUGAAGAAGAUCAAGCGCUCAUCCAUCCGGAAGGGCAUGGUGAUGGUUUCCCCUCGUUUGAAUCCCCAAGCAUCCUGGGAAUUUGAGGCUGAGAUUCUUGUCCUCCACCACCCCACCACGAUUAGCCCACGCUACCAGGCCAUGGUGCACUGUGGGAGCAUCAGGCAGACGGCCACCAUUCUGAGCAUGGACAAGGACUGUCUGCGUACUGGGGACAAGGCCACUGUCCACUUCCGCUUCAUCAAGACUCCUGAGUAUCUGCACAUAGACCAGCGGCUGGUGUUCCGAGAAGGCCGCACCAAAGCUGUCGGCACCAUCACCAAGCUGCUCCAGACCACCAACAACUCCCCGAUGAACUCCAAGCCCCAGCAGAUUAAAAUGCAGUCAACGAAAAAAGGUCCACUGUCCAAACGAGAAGAGGGGGGACCAUCUGGUGGGCCGGCAGCAGGGGCAGCCCCUCCUGGGGAUGAAGCCUCAUCUCUAGGUGCUGGGCAGUCAAGUGUGCCUAGUGGUCUGCAGCCCCAGUCCAAGCCCAGCAGUGGGGGCCGACGACGAGGGGGCCAACGCCACAAGGUGAAGUCCCAGGGGGCCUGUGUGACUCCUGCCAGCGGCUGUUGAAUCUUCCCGGCUCAGCGCCCCACCCAGGGUCACACUCUGGCCGCCACCCACCAGCGGGCCAGCGGCGCUUCCUGCGCCCACCCACUCCCAGGCCACAGCCAGAGCCUCUCCGUUGUCCACCCCCGUUUUCCAGGGGGGCUGUAAUUUAUAAAUGAGGAAGGCGGCCAGGCUUUGUGAGGACUGUCUCCUGCCCUCUUCCCCGCCUCCUUCCUCACUCACACAUCUUUUGUACAUCUGGGUCCUUAGUUUUUAUCCUUUUUAUUAUAUAUCUCUCUCUGUUCAGCGUGCUGUGUGUGUGCAAGGCCCAGGAGUGUGGCGGCGGCCAGGGCCAUGUCCUUCCCUCCUCUGUGGCUGGCCUUCCCAGCCGUCCAUCUGUCUGUCAAUGUGUCUGUCUUGAUGAAACCCUCAGAGGCUGUAGAGGUUAUCAGGAGCUGAAGGAGGCCAGCUUCCUUUCUCACUGCUCCUCUACCACUGUAGGGCUGGCUUGGGCUUCUCUGGGUGUCUGGGAUUCCGUGCCUGCUGCUGCCAGGGCAGGGAACCGAGUCCAGUACUUGGGGGUUUUAACAGGGUGGAGCCGCUGGCUUCUCCGUGUCUCUCCCACCUCUUCCCCUUAUUCCUUCACACGGGUGAUGCUCAGAGCUCCUCAGUAGUAACUGUGAGUGCAGGAGUAGCGCUUGUGCCGUAGGAUUCAUCCCACCUGGCCGGGCCCUGCACCCCGAGCCAGGGCACCUGCUGGGCCUCCCCUGGAGACAAUCCUGUGUUUUCCUGGGCUGGCCCUGGCUCUUGCCAGCGCUGCCCAUCUGCCCAACUUUGAGGCCAGUUCCUUGCUGCCGCCUCCUGCUGCUGGGACCUUGGCCUUUUCUUGGGCCUCAGGGCAUUGGAUUGCUAGAUUGGGCCUGGGCUGCUUGGAACUGGGUUUUCUAGCAGCUCCAAGUUGGUAGGUAGGGAAGGGCCCUUCUUGGCGACUGCCUCCUUGUAUCCACCUUAGCCCAGCUGCUGCAGGAGCAGUCAGGUCCUCGCACAGGUCUGGAGGCCCCACUGGGUGUGGCAGGGCCCUUGAGGCGAGGCCUAGUGCGGAACACUUAGCACUGAGAAGCAGCGCUGCCUGGGGCGGGGCAGGGUGGCCCCGGCUGUCCUGGACUGGGCACUGCCCUGAAGCCCUCCCUUUAGGGUGACUAGCGGGCACAAUUUCCUUCUCUAGCCACGGCAGACACCCAGCUGGCUGGGUCCUUCAGCCUCGCCUCCUUCCCAUCUCCACCCCCCUCCUGUCCUCUGCUCCUGACUGCUGGUCCCUUCCCCUCCUUUCAACUGUUUCUAGUUACCACUGCCCCACGGCCAUGGACUGACCAGACCAGCAUUCACAAUAAAAGUUUGUUCUAAGUG